Messenger RNA from Saccostrea cuccullata (small rock oyster), 2554 nucleotides. RefSeq names its product histamine H2 receptor-like. The coding region runs from base 249 to 1928 and encodes 559 amino acids. Gene Ontology annotation, cellular component: plasma membrane. Gene Ontology annotation, biological process: G protein-coupled adenosine receptor signaling pathway; adenylate cyclase-activating G protein-coupled receptor signaling pathway. Gene Ontology annotation, molecular function: G protein-coupled receptor activity. NCBI's taxonomy places the organism in Eukaryota, Metazoa, Mollusca, Bivalvia, Ostreida, Ostreidae. The record is from RefSeq and is a predicted model, not a curated record. The transcript has 3 exons.
AUUUAUUUGGAUUUUUUUUUAUUUUUUAUCUAAAUCGAGUAACAUACCUUGUUUGAUUUUUUUUUAUUUACUGGACUUAUUUGAACUUUAAGGAUUGGAGUACGUUUCCCACGUAUGAUCUUGGACACAAAAAGAAGAUAAUUUAUCGUGGAUGGAUGCAGGUCUGAGCUCCUCCUACUGCACAGAAUGAACACAAUGGAUUCAAUGACUCAGCAUUUGACAAAAACAGCCGAGAUUGACUGAAUACCAUGGACCCCCCUCUUCUGUUUCCAUUUGAUCUGGAUAAGCUACCAACGACUCUCAACACAUCAGCCGUAAUCCCUUACAACAUCAACACCACCGGCCUGUAUGCCAACUUUGUCAACAUCAUCAACUCCACCACCUGGGCCAACCUUCAGCCUCAAAACAUUCAUGAACGAGCAGACGACAUCUUCACCAAACCAGAAAACAUCAUCACUCUGAUCUUGUGUUUCUUGGCCCUGGCUGUGAACGCUAUCUCCAUUGCAGCCACUGCCCACAUACCCCAUGGACUGACGAAUCAUUCCAAACUUAUCAUUAGUUUAGCUGUAUCCGAUAUCCUAGUCACGCUGAGCGUCUUUAUGCAUAUUCUUAUUAAGGUGGUUGUGGCACCUAUUAUUCCACCUACCCUAGAUAACUUAUCGGAAAGACUGACUUCCGCAUGCAUGUUCCAAUUUGUGAACUCCAUUAACAUAACGGCACAUCUGAUUUCUCUGUUUAAUCUCUUUGCGAUGGCAUUGGAUCACUACAUUUCUGUCCUGCAACCUCUCCACUACUACCACAUCAUGAAUAAUUUCCGCGGGAAUAUCAUGAUCACCGUUUUGUGGGUCACAGCAUUCAUUGGUGGCUUCUCAAAUUUUCUGGCUGGAUUUGGAAAGACGGAUAAAGACGAUUUUGUGAAUUUUUGUGAGUAUACGCUAUAUUCCGAAUACCAGGCCGAAUAUAUAGUAAUUAUUAUGGCCCUGAUCUGUCUCAUUUCCAUCUUAUUUAUCUACAUAAGGAUAUAUCGAGAAGUGAAGCAAAUUAAUGCAAAAUGUGUCAUGCUUCUCAAGGAUGGACUCCACAACAAAAAAGCCCUGCGUACAACUCUUCUUAUCAUUGGAACAUUCGUAGUGUGUUGGCUGCCCAGCAUGACAUUUCAAAUAGCCAUGAUAAUUCAAGUCCACAUAAAUACCGAAACAGUUAAAGAACUCUUCACGACUCUGAUUCGUGCCAAUAAGUACCUCUACGCACUCUUACUUGUGAACUCUCUCACUGAUCCAAUCAUUUACGCUGUGCGACUCAAGGAUGUGCAGAACGGGUACUUCCGACUUCUGUCCCGAUGUUCGAAGUUCUACCAGGAAAAAGUGAAAGAGGAAAUUUACAACCAAUCCAGAAUCGCCUUCCAUUCCAAAAGGAGGUCGACGGAGAAUACCAUAAAAUUUCUCCUAACAGACUGCAACUCCAACCAAUCUACAACCGGCAUACACAGAAACGUGUCUGCUCCACUUCUGGGUGAUAACAGUGUUGUCAGUGAAAUGUACUCUUUAACAAGAGACGUACACAUGAACGUGCUUUUCCAAAACGAAUCUGCGGAAACGGAGCACUGUGAACUCCUUCCUCUAUCUCGUAAAAAUGAGGAUGAAAACACAGUGGAACUACAUGAAGACUUGCUUUGUGAUAAUAAAUUAGUGAAAGUAUCAAACAAUGGUAUUCAGCAACCUGCUGGUAACUCAUUAGUAAAUUCUAUAAGAAAAGACACAAGUGAUACGUCACAAUCUGAUACCCCUAAUCUUAUAGUUGACAAUCACAAUGGACCUGAAACUAAACUGUCCCACACUGUUUCUGUCCACAUGCCAGUCAGGCAAAAUUCUGUCCCCUCAGGUGAAGAACUUCUGUGCAAUUCUAAUGGAAGUAGAAACUCAGUUUAGCAUCUAGUUCCUUGGAAUAAAAUUUAUUUCUAAAUUGUGAUUACUAUAUGUGUCUGCUGUGCAAUUCUAAAGAAAAGAAGUUAUUGUAUACUUAUGAAUUUUCAUGGGGGUCCAAAUUUCACUGUGUUCUCAAGGUAUUGAAACACCAAUGAUUUGUGUCCCCAACAAAAUGUUAGAAUUUCAUUAUAUAACCAUGACAUUUUAACCCCGUAAAAAAUACAUAAAACUUUGGGUCUAUCCGUACCAUGAAAGAAAUUUGGACCCCCAUGACAACUCACUUAAGUUCAAGUGAAACUCUGACACUGUUCAGUGCAAUUUUGUUUUUAAUUGAACCUUAGGGAUAAUCAUUACACAUUUAUAUUUAAGUUUAAUAUCAAUAUGUGCUUACACAAAUGUGCUAUCUGAUUAAGACUGUUUUAUGUAUGAAAUUCCAAGGAAAGUAAAAAUUCUCUUUUUUCUUAGCUUUAAACCUAAAUGUUGGUACAGAUUAAAAUCUCUGAUUCCACAUCUGCUUUAGAAAUUAUUGUUUAAUUUGGGCUGAGGUGCUUAACAGUUGAUUUCCCUAAUAAAGUCCUUAGCACUCAAAAGUAAUGAAAAUUAUGCAAGUUUAAAGUUUAAAUGAAACU